Messenger RNA from Colletotrichum abscissum, 291 nucleotides. Its product is annotated as LSM domain-containing protein. Lineage: Eukaryota; Fungi; Ascomycota; Sordariomycetes; Glomerellales; Glomerellaceae. Gene Ontology annotation, molecular function: RNA binding. Gene Ontology annotation, biological process: spliceosomal snRNP assembly; mRNA splicing, via spliceosome. The coding region runs from base 1 to 291 and encodes 96 amino acids. Gene Ontology annotation, cellular component: precatalytic spliceosome; U5 snRNP; U4/U6 x U5 tri-snRNP complex. The transcript is spliced from 4 exons. The record is from RefSeq and is a predicted model, not a curated record.
AUGACUGGACGCGGAGGCGGUGGCGGUCGCAGAGUCCUGCUUCCUCCCAUCAACUUCAUCUUCAAGCUCCUCCAGCAACACACCACGGUGCAAAUCUGGCUGUACGAGCAGCUGUCAAUCCGGAUUGAGGGCAAGAUUAGGGGUUUCGACGAGUUCAUGAACCUCGUCAUUGACGACGCAGUCGAGGUGAAGCAGGUGACCAAGACGAACCCCGAAGAGAAGAGGAGGCCGCUGGGACAAAUAUUGUUGAAGGGCGACAACGUGUCGCUGAUCCAAAGUUUAUCGAGCUAG